Molecule: messenger RNA, 3442 nt
Organism: Salarias fasciatus (jewelled blenny)
Lineage: Eukaryota; Metazoa; Chordata; Actinopteri; Blenniiformes; Blenniidae
Gene: nagpa
Product: N-acetylglucosamine-1-phosphodiester alpha-N-acetylglucosaminidase
Exons: 12
Coding region: 62-1909 (615 amino acids)
Biological process (GO): secretion of lysosomal enzymes
Source: RefSeq, a predicted model, not a curated record
GCUUGAUGAUGUGAGCAGAAGGAGGAGAGGGGAGUUCUGCCAGGCUCGUUUUCCUCCUCUUAUGGCAGCAGAGUGGCUGAAAUGUACACUUUUGUGGCUGCUGUUGUGCCUCUGUGUCCGGCUGUCCGACACCAUAAACUCCCGCGUUUCUAUGAACGAUGACGUCCUGCUGCCGUACCCCCCCGGCCACGGGCCCUCCCGCUCUCACCGCCACGUCCGAGAGUGUCAGCACGUCAUCCACGGAAACAUCACCUAUGAGAGCUGGCCGUCCAGCAGCCACGGCGGGCGGCCGGUCGCAGAGUCAAAGGUGUUUGUGUCGGACGUGCCGGGAAGCUCCAGGAUGGUUUACGGUCACAUGACGGUGGUCCACGACCCGCUGAGGUCCGUGUCGGUGCUGGAGCCGGGAGGACCGGGCGGCUGCGGGAGCAACCGGACCGUCUCCGUGGCGGAGACGGCCGAGGCCGCGGGCUGCCUGUACGCCCAGAACGCCGGCUUCUUCAACACCAAGUCGGGCGCGUGUCUGGGCAACGUGGUGAGCGACGGCACAGCGGUGCGAGACAGCGGCGGUGUGCAGAAUGCCCAGUUUGGGAUCAGGAAGGACGGCAGCCUGGUGUUCGGGUAUCUGUCACAGGACGACGUUCUGGACCAGUCCAACCCGUUUGUCCAGCUGGUCAGCGGUGUGAUAUGGCUGCUGAGGAACGGCACCGUUUACAUCAGCCAGAGCCUGGAGGCCGAGUGCGAUAAGACGCAGGAGACAGGCUCCCUCCAGAAGUUUGUGAACGUGGUGUCGGCCCGGACAGCGGUGGGCCACGACGCAGAGGGCCAGCUCAUCCUGUUUCAUAUCGACGGGCAGACUGGAGUCAGGGGUAUGAAUCUGUGGGAGGUGGCUGAAUACCUGAAGAGUUAUGGAGUGAUCAACGCCAUUAAUCUGGAUGGAGGCGGAUCGUCCACCUACGUGGUCAAUGGCUCUUUGGCCAGCUACCCCUCUGACCACUGUAAACCCGACAGCAGGUGGCGCUGCGACCGAAACGUCUCCACCGUGCUGUGUAUCCACCCUCCCCGCUGCCGGCCGGUGAACUGCAGUGGGAACGGCGACUGCGUGGACGGACGCUGUCGCUGUCAGGAGGGCUGGCAGGGCGCCGCCUGCGACUCUCUGGUGUGUCAGCCGCCGGCCUGCGGCGCCCACGGCGUCUGCACCGCAGGUGGCUGUGUGUGUGAUGCUGGAUGGAGAGGAAAGAACUGUAGCCAAGAGUGCCUUCCCGGUUUUUACGGUGACGGCUGCAAUCAGACGUGUUCCUGCAUCAACGGCGGUUCCUGCGACCACGUUUACGGACGCUGCGCCUGCCCUCCUGGUUUCACAGGAGACGCAUGUGAACAAGUGUGUCCUCUGGGUUUCUUUGGCCCGUCCUGCACUCUGGAGUGUCACUGCGACGACAUGUGUCCCUGCGACCCACAGACAGGAAGCUGCAACGCCACGCUGCGAGGAGACGCCAACCACACCUUACACAGAGGAGUGGACACGUCUCAGGUCUUGCUUCCUCUGUCCUCUUCAGCUGGACACUGUCUGGCCACUCAGAUGUUUACGUUGUGGAAACGGGAGGCAGAGGCUGACAGGGAGCAGCCUUAUCUGAGCGAGCGGACGUGGCUCGCCGUCACCCUCACCCUGGCCUUCCUCCUCCUGUCCAGCCUGACGGUCCACCUGGUGCAGGUGUGCCGCGGCUCGGUGAUGUCGGGCUUCCCCGAGCGGCGGGAUUACUCCUACGUCCCUCUGACGGACAUCAACGGCGCCGCCUCGCGCUCCCGGACCGGCGCCGGGAAGCCCGGGAACGCUGGGUUCGAACUGGACGACUCGGACUCUCAGGAUGAAAUCUGGUCUCCGUCUCACUUGGGGAGGUCAGAGCGGUCGUGAAGCCCGAGGACGGCGAGCGAGGACAGUGGGACCGCACAAAGACGUUUGGACAGAAAUCCCCAGAUCUGCUAGAUUGAACCAGUUUUGUUUCUUUUGUCAUAAUUUAUAUCAGAUUGCACAGCAGGCUUUUCCACAGAAACUCUCAGUUCUGUUUCUUUUCUGGCCAAAAUGUUUAAAUUUGACAAAAAGAGGUGGGAAAGCUUUAUUUUAUCUUAUAUAUGAAAACAGCAUUGAUUAUAAUGAUUGUUUGUGUUUUGGGACAUUUAAACAAAUUAUUAGCUGAAAAAAGGACACAGAAAUGGAAUAUUAAAGCAGUAUUUUUGAUAUAUGUGCUGUAAGUUUGAUACUCAUGAUUGUUUUUGCAGAGAUUUUUUGGGAUGUUUGAAAGUUAAAAAGAAAAACACGUUUCUGUGACAGACAUUUUACCAUUGACCCAAAAAAACACUGCGGUGCCAUUUACCAUCAGUCGUUCAGAUUGUCUCCAGACUCAUUUGGUGUGUAUCAAGUGAUAGAUAUACCAGAUAAACAGAGGUGUGUUCUGCACAAACACACACAUGAAUCACCUUAUUUUCCUGACGUCAUUCCUGGUAUUGAAGUCAUCCUGCUGUCGUUUGAUUUAUUCUGCAGAGAAGCAUCAACUGAAGUCAAGGUUCAGGUUUUAACUGAACCAGUCCAGGAUAAAUUCAAACUUCUUUGGUGACACAGACUUUCCAGCUUAUUUGCUUUGAAUCGCAUUAAUGUUGUCGUCACAAGCGGAUUGUUUCUGCAAUGCCAAUAUUACUUUUUCUCAAUUUUAAAUUACAGAGCAGCACAGUCGUCUCUGUUGUGAAAUAUUUUGCUGAAAUCAAACGAGCAUUAUCAUAUAAUUUAUGAAGAUAAACAUUUCAACGUAGCAGGUUAUGACUGUUUUUUCUUAUAUUAGGAGAGCGAGUUUCUAUCCGGCUGUUGCUUCAUUUAUUUAUUUGAUUGCAGAGUUCGUCACAGUAACUCUUUCCGACUGUCUUCUUGUCUGGAUUUUACCCAGGAUGCCGGGACUGCAGUUAUAAAACUACAUUUACAUGGUUUCACACUGAUGAUGAAUGUGAAGAGAAACACUCCGGGUCUUCACCAUUAAUCCAGCGUUGCUCUUAUUUUGGCCUAAAUGCUUCUGGAGGUGGGUUUUUUUCGUGUCUCUCUGACAGUGUGAGCGUGAUUUUCAGACACGCUUCAAUGUCUUCUGUUCGUUUUGUCGCAGCAUCAGCGGCCGGUUAGCACCCGGACUCCCGGAUGAUUCAGCAGAUUGUUUAUUUUCAGAGAAGAGCAGGUCAGCUGAGGCCGAGGUUUCACCCGCAGGUCACUGAACCUUUUAGAGCAUUUUUGGCGUGUGGCAGGGCAUCGGCUCGACCUCUGACCUCCUCCUUCUUGUCACUUUAACCAUCCUGGCUCUGGUUUCACUUUGAGCUUCCUCCAGACUUCUUUUUGUUUAACUCAUUCACUGGUGCCUGAUUUUACCAAUUCCAUCUUGUUUGGACCAUAAUAAAAUCAUAAAUUCUA